Messenger RNA from Apis mellifera (honey bee), 1334 nucleotides. RefSeq names its product WD repeat domain phosphoinositide-interacting protein 4. Gene Ontology annotation, molecular function: protein binding; phosphatidylinositol-3-phosphate binding; phosphatidylinositol-3,5-bisphosphate binding. Gene Ontology annotation, cellular component: cytosol; extrinsic component of membrane; phagophore assembly site membrane. Bases 138 to 1193 code for a protein of 351 amino acids. Gene Ontology annotation, biological process: autophagy of mitochondrion; nucleophagy; protein lipidation. The record is from RefSeq and is a predicted model, not a curated record. The transcript has 7 exons. Lineage: Eukaryota; Metazoa; Arthropoda; Insecta; Hymenoptera; Apidae.
GAUAAUUAUAUUGUACCAAACAUUGUGUCACAGCUGAUUGUGAAAGAAAAAUGUAAACAAAAACAUAAAAUUCAUUAUUAAAAAAAAAAUUUAUAUAUCGAAAGGAUACUUAUUUGUUUAAUUUAAUGUAACAUCAAAUGGCUGGCGAAAAAAAUAUUCUUAGUUUACGAUUUAAUCAAGAUCAAGGAUGUUUCACAUGUUGUAUGGAAUCUGGUCUUAGAGUAUAUAAUGUAGAACCAUUAGUGGAAAAAGCUCAUUUGGAAAAUGAUAUAAUGGGAAGUAUAGCUAUUGCAGAAAUGCUUUGGAGAACAAACAUCAUUGCUAUAGUAGGUGGUGGUACAAGACCAAAAUUUGCAGAAAAUACUGUACUUAUUUAUGAUGAUUUAUCUAAAAAAUUUAUAAUGGAAGUUACAUUUACCAGUCCUAUUAAAGCUAUACGAUUACGUAGAGACAAAAUAAUUUUACAAAACAGAAUGAUAGUAGCACUUCAACGAGAAAUACAUGUUUUCUCAUUUCCUAUGCCUACACGAAGAUUAUUGACUUUAGAAACCAGAGAUAAUCCAAUGGGAUUAAUUGAAGUUGCUACAUUAGCUACUGCACAAAAACAACUUCUUGCUUUCCCUGGCCAUAAACAGGGUAGUGUACAAUUAAUUGAUCUUGGUGCUACAGAAGCAGGAAGUUCUAGUGCUCCUGCAACUCUUGCAGCACAUCAAGGUGCAUUAGCUUGUCUUGCAGUUAAUAAUAGUGGAACAAUGAUAGCAACUGCUUCCACUCAAGGUACAUUAGUUAGAGUAUGGGACAGUAUACGUAGACACUUGUUAGUGGAAUUGAGAAGAGGUGCUGAUCCUGCAACACUUUAUUGCAUUACGUUUAGUAGAGAUUCGGAAUUCUUAUGUGCUUCUAGUGAUAAAGGAACAGUACACAUAUUUGCAUUAAAAGACACACAAUUAAAUCGCAGAUCGACUUUUUCAAAAAUGGGAUUUUUGGGAAAUUAUGUUGAAAGUCAAUGGGCAUUGGCUACAUUCACCGUACCACCAGAAUGUGCUUGCGUAUGUGCAUUUGGGACAAGAAGUUCUGUCAUAGCAAUUUGUAUGGAUGGAACAUUUCAUAAAUAUGUUUUUACUGCCGAUGGAAAUUGUAACCGUGAAGCAUUUGAUGUCUUCCUAGAUGUUUGUGAUCAUGAUGACUUUUAAUAUGAAUUGUAUAUUAUAUUUAGAACAUGUUUUAGAAUAUCUGUAGGAAAGUUUCCAGUCAUUUUAAAUAAGAAACUUCUUGCAGUAAUAUCUGUACAGUAAAUAAUUAGGAAAAUAAUUAUAAGAAGAGUACAAGUCACU